This is a messenger RNA of Paramecium octaurelia, 1199 nucleotides long. The record is from the annotation of a GenBank genome assembly. Lineage: Eukaryota; Ciliophora; Oligohymenophorea; Peniculida; Parameciidae.
AUGUUAUCCAUUAUUAAAUUUUAAUAUUCACGAAGAAAAGAGCAUUUGGAGUAGUUUGAAAAAGAAGAAGCUGCAAGACUAAGAGAAAGGUACCAAUAAACUAAAGCACAACACUCAGUGGUGUCAGAUUUUAUAAAAAUCAUCAAAUGGAAGGCCUUGAAAUAUGCAAUCUUAGCAUUUGGGGCAUAUUUUGCAUAUUAAAUGUAUGACACUGCAGAUAUAUACUUUGACAAAAAAAUACGGAUUUUACCAUUAAAAGCAUAAUAUGAAAGGCCUCUAGCAAAUACCACAAUAAAUCUAUUGAAAUUGGAAAAAAACCUUGAAAUGGAUUGUGAGUUAGCUGAGAAAGUCAAGCCUUAUACUUUAUUCGUUUUGGAUGAAAAUUAUCCUAUUUUUACUUUGCUUCCUAAUGAUGUUAUAAUUGCAAACAAGAAAUUGUUGCGAUAAAUUAACUCUCAAUAAAUUUAAUAAUUAAUAUAAUUUUGCAAAACUCACAAUGAAUUGAGGACAUCUUGCAAUUUAUUGGAUUUAAAAUACAUACCAACAUUGACUUUUAUGAAACUAAGGAGUUUUAUCAAUUUAAAGAAGAUGAAUCAGAUCAUCUUAGCAAGAGAAUAUUUCUUUUUGCCAGUUCCUGAAGAAUUGGAAAUUUAGAAUGAAGAAAUUUAACGCUUAAUGAGAUAAUAUAAAAAUGUUGAAUAGGGUCCACUUUCAUUUAUUUUAUAACAUUAAUUUAUUUUAUGAAUAUAAAUUAAUAAUAGUAUUAUUCAGCUUUCAUCAUUUAACAAUGGUGGAGACGAAAAAUGAGCAAGAAACAACAUUGCAGAAUAAAAAUAUAUUAUACUUCCUUAACUGGUUAGAGUAAUAAGAUAAAGUCGAAUUAAACUAAAGCGUUUUUGAUAUUGGAUUAGAAAUAAUGGGCUUUGUAAAAAAUAGAUGUUGCGAAUGAUAAAAAAAGUGUUUAAUUUGUUUAGGCUUUCAAGGAAUAUGGAUAUGAAUUGCCUUUGAUUUUUAUUGAUGAUAUGUACAUUGGAGAUGGGGAUAAAUUGCAGGAAUUGGAAGAUAAUUAGUUUCUAGAUGAAAUAUAUGAUCAACAAUAUCUCGAAAGAUGUUUAUUAUGCAAUAUGGAUAGGAAGAGUGAAGAUUAAAAGCAGUGUAGCGAUUGUAAAUAAAAUUUGUUAUUUUUUCGAGUGAUUUGA